Molecule: messenger RNA, 1098 nt
Organism: Phlebotomus argentipes
Lineage: Eukaryota; Metazoa; Arthropoda; Insecta; Diptera; Psychodidae
Exons: 3
Coding region: 89-1081 (330 amino acids)
Source: RefSeq, a predicted model, not a curated record
AUUUUCGCGCCGUGAUCGUCGACAGUCGCAUGCGAAGCGCAUUGCGAACAGACGCAGAGUCGCGCAGUGUGUGUCAGAUAAGAAAAUAAUGUACAUCCGGAGGCAGUUUACUGAAGCCCAGAAGAUUGCUCUUCUGGAUUUUCUGGCCAAAUACCCAAAGCUGCGCAGUGGUGAGUACGAUGAUGAGUUUGGACGCAAGGAUGCGAAGAGAUUGUGGGAAAAGGCGGCGCAAACGCUGAAUGACGUUCCGGGAGCGAAGAAGAGUUGGGAACAGUGGCGUAAGAUUUGGCACGAUAUUCGGAGAAGACAACCUCACUAUCUUGCGCGAUUCGGUAACACGGGCAGUUCAAAGUCUCCCUUGAAAACAAACUCUAGCAGGUUCAAGAGUGAUCCUGAUGGUCGCAAGAAAACCCCGAAAUUGAAUAAUGAACAGAAGGAGCUGCUAAUUGACUUCAUGCUAAGUCAUCCUGAACUGCGAACUGGCAUAAUUGGUCCGCAUUUCACAUAUGUUGACGCUCGGCGAGAGUGGAUGAUCUUAACUGAAUUCAUGAGGAAAGUUCCUGGACCGACGAAAACAUGGAAACAGUGGCGAAAGGUCUGGCAUUCGAUGCGCACACUAAUUGAGUAUCAAUUGGCAGCGAAACAGAAGCAAAGCACAGCAGAAACAUCAAAUGAAAACUUAGUCAUUCAACAUCCAAAUCUCAGCAUUGUCAAGGAGGAAUUGGACAUUCCUGAAGAAUAUCCUGAUAGUCAAGAAGAUGUGGACAUUGAUGUUGAGUCAAAUAACAGCAAAGAGUUUGAGAAUUCGGUGAUUGAACUGCCAGAACCAACUGAUGAUUGCAAUUCCAAAGAGGCUUUCUGCAUUUCCGAUGUCUUCAAUGACUCCACAGAUGCCAAGAGUUCUUGUGAUACACGCCAGGAGUUCCAGGAGCAACAACUCAACCUCUUGAGGAGACAGACUGAAGCUCUCGAGGCCAUGGCUGAGGAUAACAGCAGGCAUCACAGGAACUUUGAGAGGCAAAUGGAGAAUCAAGAGAAAUUAAUGAAAAUCAUGGAAGAACUCAUGAAGAAACUAACUUAAUGAAUUGUUUAAGAAGA